Molecule: messenger RNA, 1446 nt
Organism: Emiliania huxleyi CCMP1516
Lineage: Eukaryota; Haptophyta; Isochrysidales; Noelaerhabdaceae
Exons: 8
Biological process (GO): lipid metabolic process
Cellular component (GO): membrane
Molecular function (GO): heme binding; oxidoreductase activity, acting on paired donors, with oxidation of a pair of donors resulting in the reduction of molecular oxygen to two molecules of water
Source: RefSeq, a predicted model, not a curated record
GCUGGCCAGCCGACCUUGCGCGAGUACACGCUGGCCGAGGUCGGGAAGCACUGCUCCCGCGGCGACGCGUGGAUCGUCGUGGACGAGCGAGUGUACGAUGUGUCUCGCUUCAUCGACGCGCACCCCGGCGGAGUCGGCCCUAUCCUUAACCUCGCGGGCAAGGACUGCACCGACGUGUUCGCGAACUACCACGCCGCGCGCAUCGUCGUCGCGCCGCACGUCGCCGACUUCCGCCGCAUCCGGCAGGAGCUGCUGCGGCGCGGGCUCUUCGAGACGGACUCGCGCUUCUACCUCAAGAUGCUCGCCUGGCACUGCACGCUCUGGCUCUGCGCGAUGUACCUCUCUCUCGGCUGCGACUCGUGCGGCGCGCACAUGCUCGGCGCGGCGCUGAUGGGUGUCUUCUGGCAGCAGCUCGCGGGCAUCGGGCACGACCUCGGCCACAGCGGAGUGACGCACUCUUUCCGCCGGGACCACCUCGUCGGCUCCCUCCUCUCCGCCUUCAUGGGCCUGUCGGUUGGCUGGUGGAAGUCGGACCACAACACGCACCACGUCGUCUGCAACGCCGUCGAGCACGACCCGAACAUCCAGCACAUGCCGAUGCUCGCCAUCACCGACAAGGUCUUCCGCCGGCCGCGCUUCUGGGACACCUACCACCGAAAGUGGGUCGGCAUGGACGAUGCGGCGCACUGGCUCGUCUCGCACCAGCACCUCUUCUUCUACCCGCUGAUGGCGCUCGGGCGGUGGAACCUGUACGCACAGGGGCUGAUCUACCUCCUCACGCAGCCCGACAAGACGCACUUCCGCAAGACGGAGCUCGCCGGCAUCGCAGUCUACUUUGGGUGGGUGCUCGGCACCGCUCUCUCGAUGCCCUCCUGGGCCGAGUCCGUCGGGUGGGUGAUGCUGUCGCACGCAUGCAUGGACGAAUCAGGCAUCCUGCACGUGCAGAUCGUCCUCUCGCACUGGUCGAUGCACACGUACGAGGGCCGCGCGUACAACGGCGCGGACGACGAGUGGUACGUCACGACGAUGCGCACGACGAUGAACGUCGCCACUCCGCCGUGGCUCGACUGGGUGCACAUCGGCCUCCAGUUCCAGAUCGAGCACCACCUCUUCCCCCGCCUGCCGCGGCACAACCUCCGCCUCGCGCGCGACAUGGUCCGCGAGGUGGUCGAGGCGCACUUCCCCGCCGGCUCGGCAGAGUGCAAGCGCCUCUUCCCGCUCGGCGUCGCCUACCACGAGCCGGGCUUCUUCGCGGGCGAGCUAGAGCAGCUGCGCGUGGCCUGGCCAACACCGCCGGCGAGUCACGGCUCGCGGCUAACUCUCUUAGGCAACCUCGAGAUGUGGCGCGUGCUUCGCAGCGCGGCCUACGCGGCGCGCGGCGCCAAGCGGGGCGAACACGGCUUCUGGCAGAGUGCUCUCUGGGAGGGGAUGAGCCUUGCCGGCUGA